GCUUUCGUAGGACCAAUUCCAAAUAUCUUGCCUCAGAGAUAUCUCGGGGACUCCUCUGGUCCCCACACUCACACCUCUGGCUGGAAUGGGAGUCUCGUGAAGCAGUGCGAGGUCCCUGCCGGCGACAGGGGACAAAGUUCCAGAAAUAGAAUUACUGGCUCAGAUGAGAAACACAAGUCAUCGGUGAAUUAACAAGCACCAUAUUUUCACAUCCAGCCAUUGAAGAGUGGUUAACCCAGCUUGAUCUCUGAAGACUCUUCUGCAUCCCACCUUGCCCCCAAUUGCUUUCCAAAGAGAAACCAAAAAUGAUCGAGUCCCAGGACCCAGUGACAUUUGAGGAUGUGGCUGUGGACUUUACCCAAGAAGAAUGGCAGCAGCUGGACCCUGCUCAGAAGACCCUGCACAGGGAUGUAAUGCUGGAGACCUAUAGUCACCUGGUGUCUGUGGGGUGUUCAGGUAUAAAACCGGAUGUAAUCUUUAAGUGGGAACAUGGAGAGGACCUGCGGAUCACAGAGAGUGAGUUGUCAAGGUGGAUCUACCCAGUCAGGGAGAAAGGCCUUGAAUCUUCCCAGAAGAUCAUUUCUGGAGAACUUUCAUUUCAAAGAGAGAUACUAGAAAGAUCCUCAAUGGACAAUUCAUUAUACUCCAUUUUAAAAGUCUGGCAUAUUGAUGAUCAGAUAGAUAGAUAUCAAAGAAACCAAGACAGAGUUUUGAGGAAGAUCACGGUCAUCAGCCAUGAAACACUGACUGAGGAGACAGGCUCCAAGUACAGUGCAUUUGGAAAAAUGCUCAAUGAGUGCACAGACCCUGACCCUUCAUGCAAAAGACUUCAUAAUUUUGAUUCGUGUGAAAAGAGCUUGAAAUCUAAUUUAGACUCACUAAAUUAUAGUAGGAGCUAUACAAGAAGGAGCCCUAUUGAGAGAUUUGGAUGUGGGAGACCACCUAGCUAUAGUGCUUUCUAUUAUUUGCCUGAGAAUGAAGGGUUAAUUCAUACUGGAAUGAAACACUAUGGAGACAGUCAAUAUGAAAAAGUUCUUCAUAAUAAGCGAGCCCAUAUUCAGUAUAAGAAGUUUCAAGCUGGAGAGAAGCCCAAUGUUUGUAGUGUGUGUGGGAAGGACUUUAUCAAGAAGUCACAGCUCAUUAUACAUCAAAGAAUUCAUACUGGAGAGAAACCGUAUGUCUGUGGAGAUUGUGGGAAAGCCUUCAGUGAAAAAUCACACCUUAUUGUGCAUCAAAGGAUUCAUACUGGGGAGAAACCCUAUGAAUGUACUGAGUGUGGAAGGGCCUUCUCCCAGAAGUCACCCUUCAUUGUUCAUCAGAGAGUCCAUACUGGAGAGAAACCCUAUGAAUGUUUUGAAUGUCCAAAGGCUUUCUCCCAGAAGUCACACCUUCUUAUACAUCAGCGAGUUCAUACCAGAGAAAAGCCCUUUGAAUGCAGUGAACGUGGGAAAGCCUUCUGUGAGAAGUCUCACCUUUUUAUACACCAAAUAGCUCAUACUAGGGAGAAACCCUAUGAAUGUACUGAAUGUGGGAAGACCUUCCUUCGGAAAACACAGCUCAUCAUACAUCAGAGAACACAUACUGGAGAGAGGCCUUAUAAAUGUAGUGAAUGUGGGAAAACCUUUUGCCAGCAGUCCCACCUCAUAGGACACCAAAGAAUUCAUACAGGAGAGAAACCUUAUGUAUGUAGCGACUGUGGGAAGGCUUUUUCCCAGAAAUCACAUCUCACUGGCCAUCAAAGACUUCAUACUGGAGAGAAACCUUAUGUGUGUACUGAAUGUGGAAAAUCUUUCUCUCAGAAAUCACCUCUUAUCAUACAUCAGAGAAUUCAUACAGGGGAGAAACCCUAUGUGUGUAGCGAAUGUGGCAAAACCUUCUCCCAGAAAUCACCCCUUAUUAUUCAUCAGAGAAUUCACACAGGGGAGAAACCUUAUCAGUGUACUGAGUGUGGGAAGGCCUUUUCCCUGAAGUCACAUCUUGUUAUACAUCAGAGAGCUCAUACUAGAGAGAAACCAUAUGAAAGUAGUGAAUGUGGAAAGGCCUUCUGUGAGAAGUCUCCAUUCAUUAUACAUCAGAGAACACAUACUAAGGAGAAACCCUCUGAAUGUGCUGAGUAUGGAAUGACUUUUUCCCGGAAAUCACAGAUGAUCACGUAUCAGAGAACACAAACUGGGGAGAAACUCUUCAAAUGUAGUGACUGUGGGAUGACCUUCUGCCAGCAUGUACACCUCACUGGACAUCAGAAUCCAUAUAGGAGAGAAACCUUAUAUAUGUACUGAUUGUGGGAAGACCUUUUUCCAGAAGCUAGACCUCAUCAUACAUGGGAAAACUCAUAUUGAAUGUGGCAACUUGUCAACUGUAGAAUAGACUUAUGUAUUCCUCAGCAUGCCUGAUUACCCUUCCACAGAAUGAUCUGGUUAGGCCCUCAGAAUGUUCUCAGUAUGAUAAAUGUGGGAUUGAUUUGUUCACCCUCAAAUUCUUUCAGUCCCCUUCACAGUAUAAAUGCAGCUGAAGCAAUUAGCA
Carlito syrichta (Philippine tarsier) is the source of this 2523-nucleotide messenger RNA. RefSeq names its product zinc finger protein 630 (gene ZNF630). The transcript has 6 exons. Bases 306 to 2279 code for a protein of 657 amino acids. Lineage: Eukaryota; Metazoa; Chordata; Mammalia; Primates; Tarsiidae. Gene Ontology annotation, biological process: regulation of DNA-templated transcription. The record is from RefSeq and is a predicted model, not a curated record.